AAAUGACUCUAGUACCCUUUGUGCUAUCCAGAAAUCAAUGCAGUGCCCAGCACUCGUUCAGAUUUGACACCGACCUGUUCAGACUUCAGAAUCCCGGCGAGCGGUCGCCGGAGUUACAGUCAACAAGAUGCCGCCUUUCCCACUCCUGGCCGUCCUCCUCCUCCUCCUCUGCCACGGGGACCCGCGCGCCGCCGCCGCCGGCAACCCGCCGGACCAGCCGCCGACCCCGACCCCGACCCCAUGGCCGCACCAGUUCCACGCGAAGCUGCUGAUGGACUACAAGGGCAACCUGUCGCUGGCCGACCUGUGGUACGACUGGCCGGGGGGCCGGAACCUGCACGUCAUCCGCUACCAGCUGGCCGCCGACGCGCCCUACUACGACGCCGAGUGGAACAACGGCACCUCCUUCUUCUACACGCCGGCGCGCCGCGCCUGCCGCUCCGCCGCCGUCGGGGUCGGCAUCCUGCGGCCCGACUGGCUCGCCCCCGGCGCCGCCUACCUCGGCCGCGCCCAAGCCGACGGCUUCGACUGCCACGUCUGGGCCAAGGCCGACUUCAUCACCUACUACGAGGACGCGCAGACCAGGCGCCCCGUCAAAUGGGUCUUCUACACAGGGCGGACGGCGCACGUGAUGAGCUUCGAGCCGGGGGCGGUGCUGGAGGACGCCGCGCAAUGGCAGGCACCCGACUACUGCUUCGCGGCCGGGAACGACCUUGCCUCCGAACCCGCUGACGGGCGCGACGACCAGGGCUUCAUCCCUAGGAUCAGAAUGCCGUCGGAAGGCUAGUCUAUCUCAUCGUGGAACGGUCGAAUGCCGUCGGAAGGCUAGUGGAACUGUUCGACCGUCGCUCGCGAUUGAUCGAUGUGGACUAUGUAACAUGAGCGUUUCACAUUUUGCUGGCAAACCGACCAGGCACCGGGCAGUUCCCCUGAGCAAGACGGUGCUGCAUAUAAAUAUGUCUGUCCGUA
This is a messenger RNA of Hordeum vulgare subsp. vulgare (domesticated barley), 969 nucleotides long. RefSeq lists its product as uncharacterized. Bases 128 to 787 code for a protein of 219 amino acids. The record is from RefSeq and is a predicted model, not a curated record. The transcript is spliced from 2 exons. Lineage: Eukaryota; Viridiplantae; Streptophyta; Magnoliopsida; Poales; Poaceae.